Molecule: messenger RNA, 967 nt
Organism: Capsaspora owczarzaki ATCC 30864
Lineage: Eukaryota; Filasterea; Ministeriida; Capsasporidae
Product: transmembrane emp24 domain-containing protein 10
Exons: 3
Coding region: 4-801 (265 amino acids)
Biological process (GO): endoplasmic reticulum to Golgi vesicle-mediated transport; Golgi organization; intracellular protein transport
Cellular component (GO): endoplasmic reticulum; endoplasmic reticulum-Golgi intermediate compartment; COPII-coated ER to Golgi transport vesicle
Source: RefSeq, a predicted model, not a curated record
CAGAUGAUCUCCAUUCCAGUCUUCAUUUUCACUCCGGUCUUUGUUCUUUCCUUCAGAUCGCCUUUCUGCUUUCUUCACCAAUAUAGACCGCUUUUUGCAACAAUGGAGCAGCAAUUCCAACGGCGAGUGUCUCGCAGGCGCUCCUCUCUUGUGGUCGCUGCCACUGUGGCGGCGGUGGUCUUGCUGAUGCUGGCGUAUUCGCCACAGUCCGCGUCUGCCGUCUCGUUCGAGCUGCCCGCCACGACCGUCCGCUGCUUCAAGGAGUCCGUCCACAAGGGCCAGCAGUUCGUCGGCUCGUACUCGGUCUCGGAUCCCGCCAACCAGCAAAUCAUCAACCUCAAGGUGACGGAUUCGCACAACGGCAUUGUGUACGCCAAGGAUAACAUUGACACUGUCUCCAGCAAGAAGUUUGCCUUCUCUGCCGAUCAAGACGAGCUUUACGAGUUCUGCUUUGAGAGCCGAGUUGAUGCUGGUGUGCACGUCACCCCCGAGCACAAGCGCGACAUUUCCAUCUCUUUCAAGCAGGGCGUGGAAGCGCGCGAUUAUGAGGCGCUUGCGCAGGCAGAGCAGCUCAAGCCACUCGAGCUCACGAUGCGAAAAGUCGAAGAUCUGAGCCAGAGCAUUCUCAGCAGCUUUGAGUAUCUGCGACAGCGCGAGGAGGAGAUGCGAGACACGAACGAGUCGACCAACGAGCGCGUCAUGUACUUUAGCAUCCUCUCCAUGGUGAUUCUGAUUGCGCUCGCCGUCUGGCAGAUCUUUUACCUCAAGCGGUACUUUAAGAGCAAGCAAAUUAUUAACUAAGCAUGAUGUGUGUGUCUGUAUGUGUGUGUUUAUGUGUGUGUGAAUGCGUGUGUGCGUGUGUACUGCUGCAUUGUUUGAGACGUGAUUGUUGCGAGUGCGCUGUAUGCUUGUUUUUCAAGCUCAAUCUUUGUUUGCUGUUGGAUCAUACAAACUACUCUAUCUGAUG